Olea europaea var. sylvestris is the source of this 1021-nucleotide messenger RNA. Its product is annotated as acyl-CoA-binding domain-containing protein 1-like. NCBI's taxonomy places the organism in Eukaryota, Viridiplantae, Streptophyta, Magnoliopsida, Lamiales, Oleaceae. The transcript is spliced from 4 exons. The record is from RefSeq and is a predicted model, not a curated record. Gene Ontology annotation, molecular function: fatty-acyl-CoA binding; actin binding. Bases 185 to 967 code for a protein of 260 amino acids.
CGUACUGUACACGAUCCCAGCCAGCCCCUUUGAACCUAUCGCAGUUGCAUCUCAGGCAAAAUACUACACUUUCUAACUAUGCAUAAACUGCGUGUUUUCUGUUUCUAGUUCUAGGGUUCAUCGCCAUCUUAAGCCCCAAUAUUCUGCACUAAUUUGCGGAUUUUUAGUUUUAUUAAUUAUAGUUAUGGCUGACUGGCAACAAUAUAUUCAAUCAGUAAUUGUUGGCGUCAUUUUCUCAUUUUUACUAGCCAAGCUUUUUUCUAUAAUCUUUGCUUUCCGCGAUGAAAACCUCCGAAUCACCCGUUCUGCUACGUUGGAACCGGAAUCCGAACCCGAAGAAUUGCAGACUUCGUCGCUGGAGCUUUUGGAGGAAAAAGAGCCGUUGAUUCAUGAAAGUGAAGAAUUACGUUAUGGAAGCUCCAGUGUUGGUGAUCAUAGUGACAGUGAUGAUGACUGGGAGGGUGUGGAGAGCACUGAGUUGGAUGAGGAAUUUAGUGCGGCAACGGCGUUUGUGGCGGCUACUGCGGCCGAUAAGGCGGCUCAGAAGGUAUCGAAUGAAUUGCAGUUGCAGCUCUAUGGAUUGUAUAAGAUUGCAACCGAGGGACCGUGCAGUGCUCCCCAGCCAUCCGCGCUGAAACUCACUGCUCGUGCCAAAUGGCAAGCAUGGCAGAAAUUGGGUACCAUGCCUCCAGAAGAAGCCAUGCAAAAGUACAUUGACAUUGUUACUGAGUUGUAUCCCACCUGGGCUACUGGUGCAGCUACUAAAAGGAAAUAUAAAGAAGCCAGUGAUCCUCCAAAUGCUGGCUCCAAAGGGCCAAUGGGACCUGUUUUUAGCAGUUUUGUGCAUGAGGAGGAGCCUGAAAUUGAAUCAAAAUUGGAUGUUAUACAUGCAUUUGCACGAGAAGGAGAUGAAGAGAAAUUACUUAAGUGUAUAGAGAGCGGCAUUCCUGUGAAUCUGAAGGGUUAGUGGACAUUAAAUUCUUAAAUUAGCUGCUAUAGUUUGAUGUCAUACGCAUUAAAG